AUGAAGACGGAUGAGAGAAUGAAAAAGAGCAUGAGAAAGGAAGAUAUUUAGGAGAUAUUGAAGAAGGAAACUAUACCUUAAGAAGUUACAGAGGAAGAAAUUUAAUAUUUGAAAGAACUUUUCUUAGAGAUUGCCAAGGCUAUAUAGUUAUUGAAGGCAUAAUGA
Messenger RNA from Paramecium pentaurelia, 165 nucleotides. NCBI's taxonomy places the organism in Eukaryota, Ciliophora, Oligohymenophorea, Peniculida, Parameciidae. The record is from the annotation of a GenBank genome assembly.